AUGUUUUUUACUACACAGCGUAAGAGGUUAAGACCAAAUGCUGAACCCACAUUAUUUGGUGAUAUACUGUUCAAGUGCGUAAAAUUCAGGUCUGCCUAUUUAUACCAACCUAAGCAUCCAUAUUAUGACGACGAUGAUGUUUGUAUCGGUGUAAUGGAUGUAAUUUGUCAAUAUUGCAAUGCAAUGAAAUUCAAAGGUAGUUUAUUAGUGUAUACAUUUUUAGAAUUUUAA
Messenger RNA from Macrosiphum euphorbiae (potato aphid), 231 nucleotides. The record is from the annotation of a GenBank genome assembly. Lineage: Eukaryota; Metazoa; Arthropoda; Insecta; Hemiptera; Aphididae.